Molecule: messenger RNA, 935 nt
Organism: Pristis pectinata (smalltooth sawfish)
Lineage: Eukaryota; Metazoa; Chordata; Chondrichthyes; Rhinopristiformes; Pristidae
Product: zinc finger protein 692-like
Exons: 5
Coding region: 95-574 (159 amino acids)
Biological process (GO): regulation of transcription by RNA polymerase II
Cellular component (GO): nucleus
Source: RefSeq, a predicted model, not a curated record
GAAGGUCAGGAAGAAACCGCCGAAGGAGAUUCUCCGCUGUGAGUACGAGGGCUGUGGGAAGAUAGUGUCCAAUCGGCAGUACCUGAAGCACCACAUGAAGUACCAGCAUCUGCUGCAGAAAACCUUCGCCUGCUCCCACCCGUCCUGCAGACGGUCCUUCAACUUCAAGAAGCACCUCAAGGAGCACGAGAAACUGCACAGUGACAAACGGGACUACAUCUGCGAAUUCUGCGCCCGGGCUUUCCGCACCACGAGCAACCUCAUCAUUCACCGUCGGAUCCACACCGGGGAGAAGCCUCUGCAGUGUGAGAUCUGCGGCUUCACCUGCCGACAGAAGGCCUCCCUGAACUGGCACAUGAAGAAACACGACGCCGAGUCGGGCUACCAGUUCUCCUGCGACGUGUGCGGCAAGCGGUUCGAGAAGAAGGACAACGUGUCCGCCCACAAGAGCAAGAGCCACCCGGAGACGCCGUCCGCCGCGCCCCCGCCAGACCCCCCCGCUGACCCCCCCCGGCCCACCCCGGGUCCCCCGGACCUGAAACCGGAGCCCAGCGCGGAUCCUCCCUACACCUAGACCGUCCGGGCCGGCUGCUGCUCCCCCCCGUCCCCUCCGCCGCUCCCCCCACCCCAGGGUCCCUUCCGGGACCCAAGCUAGGUGGGAUGGGGGGCAAAUGGCUGCCUCUACAGGGGCUUUGUGGGAGUGUCGGGCCCGGAGGGUGUGGGGGAGGUGUCCGCCUACAUCUGCGACUGACUGAACUUCCCGGCCAAGGUGCUAGAUGGCUGUCGUGGGAUGGCAUGGUCCGUCUCUGCACUCCGUCUCCCUCCCCCUGCCCCCCCCACUCCCCCCAUCACAGGGGAACGGGGAGGGAGGGCAGUACUAAGGAUAAAUGUCUGCUUUGGUAUCAGGGUCAAUGGCACUCCGUUCUACCCCCUCU